UAUAUUUAGUAUUAAAAUCUGUACUUGCAAUUAAGUGAGCUUGAUCUUAUUUUAGCAUACUGACAUGAAUAAGAUAAUUGUUCAGCAGACAUAAACAUUUCAAAGUAAAAAUGACACUUCUCCGUGAGGAGACUACAAAGCUCGUUGGGUAGUUACACAAAAGGAUAAAUAUUAUUAUCAGGAACAAAGAUCUGGCCUGAUUUAUCCUGCCUGACAGUCUGUACUUCCAUCUGAUCUGAUAACUGCUCAGGCUUCUGACCCUGUGUGUACCUGGUUACACUGAAAGUGCCUUGGAGUUUAUUCAACCUCGCAUUCUUUACUACCUGGCAGGGGCACAUAGCAGGUGCACACCAAAUAUUCAUUGACCUGACGAUUUCGUAACAUCCUUCACUACCCUCCCUUCUGUCCUCUUUCUGCAGUACUCAGGAGCACUUUAUUUAUCAAAGUCAGAGAUCAGAUAAUCACUCAACAAAUACAAAAUUUUAGAUAGGGCAUGGGGAGGGUGCAAACCGGAGACCCCACCCACCUGGGAAGCCCGGGAAGGCUUCCUGGGGUAGAAGUCCUCUGGGCUACAAUGUGCAGGGUGAAUGCGACUGUGGAGGGGGCAGGAAUUAGAGGACCAGAUGCGAUCUAGGAAGGGGCCUUUAAAGGUACAAAGGCCCUGAAACUACAAUAGAAGGCACCUGGGAAGCACUGAAUGAAAUAAGAGGCUCACCUGGAGAGCAGGGACACCUGGGCCUUUGGGAGAAUAAACACGCAGGGGCUAAAAGGUGGUUUUUGCAAAUUACGUUAGAUCUGCAGGCUCUCGAGAGUUUUUUGGCACGCUUCACCAAGGGCUGAGAGGGACCCGGAGACAGAGCGCUCCCUUGGGCCUCAUUACACUUCGCAGCUUGGCCUGUAAGGCGCUGCGGGAGGCCAAGUGGGCCGCCCUCAGGGGAACGCGCCAGGACUCACCCUUUAUCUCACCCAAGCCUCCCACUGCCAUUCCAGCCUAUUUCCUCCAAUUUUGAGGUCUCCCAACCAAUAAGUUUGCCUCUUCACCCAGAAGUAAACUAUCUGAGCGUCCUACGGCAGGACACCCAGGUUAGCUUUUUGUUUCUAGGGGUUUUUCAUGGCUACUCCUCAAUGCGAACAAAAUAUGCCUGCCUUUGAGGUGGGGUGGCUCCAUCGUCCCUCCAGAUGUUUUGUCUAUCUCGAGAACUAUCAGCAACACGUCAACCGACUAGGGCAGCGCCACAGCUCUAGGGUUUAAAGCGGCCAGUUCCGUUGGCCGCCGGUGCCGGAGGCGGCCACCCACUUCCACUCCUCGGGCCGGCCGGGAAGUUUACGUCCUCUUUCCAGGCGCCCGGCAGAGUUGGGAGGGGAAGGGGGUGCAAUGACUAUCCUUCCAAAGAAGGCUCCUCUUCCGAAGUGGCCUGUCCCACACUCGGUCCACUUUGGAAGAGGAAAAAAGUUGUGCAGGAGUGGGAAGGGGCAGGAGCGCGGGCCCAGGAAGGGGUGAGGGCGGGCAGGUGGUCCGGUCGCCCCGGGCGCGCGCGAGCCUGGGUGGAGCUAGCGGCGGGGCGCGGCGUCAGCGUUUAAGAUGCAAAUCGCUUCCCCGCUCCACCGUCCCCCUCCCGCCCGGGGAGUGAGGCUCCGUGGCUCCGCAGCCGCCCACGCCUCCUGCGCGCUGCGGCGCCGGAGCGGGCGGCUCUACUUAAGCGGCGCGGGGGCAGCGACCGGGCACUCGCCUGGAGCGCGCAGGCGAGGCGGGCGGAGCGCACCGAAGCUCUCCGGGGUGCACGGCGGCGCGCUCGCCCCGCUCGGUUCCGCGCGGCUCUCGGCGGUGGCGGCGGCGGCCGGGGCACAGGACUGAGAGAGCGUCCGGAAAAGGCGGCUGCAGCUCCUGUGCGCGGCUCCGCUGCCUGCCACUGCCCAGCCCGGCCGCCUCUUUGCCAUGGCUCUAGCGGACAGCACCCGUGGAUUACCCAACGGGGGUGGCGGGGGCGGCAGCGGCUCCUCGUCGUCCUCUGCAGAGCCGCAGCUCUUCCCCGAUAUCGUGGAGCUGAAUGUGGGGGGCCAGGUGUAUGUGACCCGGCGCUGCACCGUGGUGUCCGUGCCCGACUCGCUGCUCUGGCGCAUGUUCACCCAGCAGCAGCCGCAGGAGCUGGCCCGGGACAGCAAAGGCCGCUUCUUUCUGGACCGAGACGGCUUCCUCUUCCGCUACAUCCUGGAUUACCUGCGAGACUUGCAGCUCGUGCUGCCCGACUACUUCCCCGAGCGCAGCCGGCUGCAGCGCGAGGCCGAAUACUUCGAGCUGCCCGAGCUCGUGCGCCGCCUCGGAGCGCCCCAGCAGCCCGGCCCCGGGCCUCCGCCGCACCCUCGGCGCGGGGUGCAAAAGGAGGGCUCGAUGGGCGACGAGCUGCUGUCGCUCGGCUACACGGAGCCAGAGCAGCAGGAGGGCGCCUCGGCCGGGGUGCCGUCGCCCACGCUGGAACUGGCUAGUCGCAGCCCAUCCGUGGGCGCCGCGGGCCCGCUGCUCACGCCGUCCCAGUCGUUGGACGGCAGCCGGCGCUCGGGCUACAUCACCAUCGGCUACCGCGGCUCCUACACUAUUGGGCGGGACGCGCAGGCAGACGCCAAGUUCCGACGAGUGGCGCGCAUCACCGUGUGCGGCAAGACGUCGCUGGCCAAGGAGGUGUUCGGGGACACCCUGAACGAGAGCCGAGACCCCGACCGGCCUCCGGAGCGCUACACUUCGCGCUAUUACCUCAAGUUCAACUUCCUGGAGCAGGCUUUCGACAAGCUGUCUGAGUCGGGCUUCCACAUGGUGGCGUGCAGCUCCACGGGCACCUGCGCCUUCGCCAGCAGCACCGACCAGAGCGAGGACAAGAUCUGGACCAGCUACACCGAGUACGUCUUCUGCAGGGAGUGAGCUCCCCAGACCCCCUCGCAACUCAGCUCACCCGUCCCUCCCUCUCUGCCCGGGAGAGGAUUAUAGAGCUCCCCUCUAAGCCCUUGCCUUCCCAGCCCACUGUGCCCCACCUCCAGUAGCCCCCACUUCAGGACCUGGAGCCACAGAUCCUCUUGGCUUCUUCGUCUUCUCUGGACCCCACUAGCCGAGAGAGUCCAGAUGUCCCCCCUCCACCCCAUGCUUCCUGUGGCCCCUGCCUCAGACACCCCUCCCCCGGAUUGCCCUUCAGUCUGAUCUAAUGGGGGCAGUGUGGCCACAAAGUCACCAAGUACCUGGGAAUGAUCGAAUUGUUCAGAACCUGAUUGGACCCUGUCCAGUGUGGAGAGGAUUCCUUGAAAUCUUCUCAAGCCCUUAAUGACUGAUUCGAGAAUAGUGUUUCAAAAAGUUAUAUCAUAGUCUUUUGGCCCUCUUUAAAGGUAAAGUUUUAGAAGGCUAAAUGGAAGACUCUGAACCUGGAAUUAGCAUCCCCUGGAGGCAGUUCAUCGACUAUAAAUGAGUCAAGUUUUGAAAAGUUACAGGUAGAAGUAGGAGAAGACUCGAGUGCUGGCACAAUUAAGGAUCAUAUCUUCUCCAUGUAGAAAUAAAGGCCUUCGCCUGUGGCUUAAACUUGUAGAAAGUUACCCUCCAGGCUGAGGAGGCACCCUUUCUCCUCUGCUCACUGCCAGAGCCUUUGGUGGGACUGGUUGAUAUGGCAGCCCUCGUUGGCAGGAGGGAGACAGAGCGCAGCGGCUGACAAGGGCAAGACAGCCCAGGUCACCAAGCUGCGGGGAAGUCACCAGGCAGUGAAUAAAUGGAGCUGGGUAUUAAUGCACGUCUGGGUGUUAGGACAGCCCAAGUAUUUUUGCAGUGAAUGGCAGUAGGACCUUAGCUCUUAAGACUUGGGGGGUGGGGUGGGGAGGGAGGAAAGGAAGGCAGGAGGGGUGGGAAGGGAGGAACAGACAUAAUCAUUUAUUAUUUGAAAGUUGGAAGUUUGUACCAUCCUUUUGAGUACAUGCAUAUAAAAACAAUAGUACAUGAAAACGUGCAAAGCAUUUUUAUAAAGACUAUUAAUAUCUACUCUUAACUGGCAGUUUAUUGAACUAACUGUUUUGAGUCCUAAACUUAGAAGUUACUGAUACUCAUAUAACCUAACCAAAGAGUUACCAGUAGGAUUUUUGGUUUUUUGGGUUUUUUUUUAGUUUUUGAAAUUUAUUUUCUUGUUGAUUGUAAACCCUGAGUUAAAAAUAUAUUUACUUGAGCAAAAUGUGUUUGAUUUUGAUUACUUAAGCUUAAGCUCUCUCAUUAAAAAUCCUUAUUUUCUCCAAGCCCAGUCAAUGUUGACUUCUGGGCAAACCUGAAAACCAGAAAAUGCCACUUCUUUCAUGCAGAUUAUUUGAAGUUAAGGUGGAAUCGUUUUGAUUGACAGGGCUGCAGAGAAGUAGAAGCACGAAGGGCUGCCCAUCUGUAGAUAGCUGAAAAAUUGAAUAUUUUUAAAAAUGAAAACAAGUACUUAAAAGUGAGCUGAGCAAUAAAAUGGUGUUUUAGGUAAAUGCAACAGAAACAGAAGGAGACCUGGUUGCCUUAUACCUUUUCUCUAACAUGGAAUAAAUUCCCACUGCAUAUCCUAUCUACACCAUAAGUGAAGGAAAAUGAAUCUUUAUCUUCCAUGCUGUGAGGCUUUUUUGAGUAUUCUGUGAUGAUGGAGAAGCCUUUCUCUUUUUUUUCAUUUGUUUCAGCAUCUUUGGAGUAUGUUUCUAAAGAUUUUUGUAAGAGUCUGUUUUCAGUGUUUAAAUCAGCACCAUUUUCCCUUCUUUUUAAAAAUGAAUCUGGUACUGUAUCUUACUAUGUCCAUAACAUGUUAAGAAUCGGAACAGUUGUGUUCUUAGACUCAUGAUCCAAUCUGUAUAUAUCAUAUAUAAACAUUUUACACGAAUCAUUUAGUUUUUUAAUUCAUUUACUAAUGCUAUAAAAUUUCCUAUAUUUGCCCUCACUAACUUUCAUUAGGUGGUGUAUAUACUAAAGCAACAUGUUUUGAUGAGUUUACUAUAUCCUUGUCUAUGGGAAAAUUGGGUUAGGAAAAAUACUAAUUAUAAAAGUUUUCUCCAUACUUUUGCUUGGAUAUUAGUUAUAUACUAAUAUGUUGAUUAACUGUCUACUUAAAUCAAGGUACCUGUAUUUUUAAUCCACUUUUUUUUUAAGUUGGGAAAGAGAAAGAUUUGAGGUCUUUUAUUAUUGCGGUUGCAUUUUUAGAAAAGUAAAGUUAGCUUUAUUGUAAGGGAAGUGGAAGCAGAAAUCCAGGAAGUCGUGUUUGCUUUUGUGCUGAGUUUUCUCAAACUAGAUAAUGCAUCAGAACUUACCUCUGUUUCAAGCCUGAAAUGAUUUAGGAAUGUCACUCACUGGCCAAAAGUGAGUGUCACAGAGAUUUCUCCGCCCAUAUGGUAUUCUGUUAGAUUGCUCAACAAAAAUCACGUAAUUGAGAACAUCUCAGAGGGAGGGACAGAUCAGAAACUGACAUAUGGGAAGAUGCUGAGUUUCUGAUUUUCCCUGCUAAAUCUGUAUCACUCCAGGAGUCAUGAGAAACUGCUGAAGUUUUGUCUCUGCCACUUAAGUUAUAAAUUUUAUCUUGUAAAACUUAGACUUGAACGAUUCCACUGCUUUGUGCAUACACAUUUUACUCCCCGCCCCCAUCCUUGCUGCUCUGCCUCGCUGCCCUUACCCUUUUCAUUAUCGGAAAGACUGGAAAUCUAAUGUUUGGAGACAGAAAACCAACCUCAUUUUCUGGGUAUGACUGUCCCCUCUAAUGUUUGAAGUGGAUACCUGAAAACAUAUUUUUAGUUCAAAGUAAAGGCUGGGUAGGAAACUCAUUCUACAUUGGGGAGAGCAUAUAACUGAGGUAAGAUAACUUGGCAUGGACACUUUUGGGUUCCUUCUCUUCUAUGUGCUUUAGCCACAGGACCCUUGGUGGUCGACAGAGUGGGCUGGAGUGUUUGUUGGUUGUCACCCAUGAACUUGGGUGGGAUAUUGAGGGUCCAUUUGAAUAAACCCUGUAAAGGCACCAUUCAAGUUACCUGGGAGAAUAGCAUAAUUAUUCAGAUAAUUAUGACUGCAUUAACCUCAGUGUAGCUUGUAUUUACAUAUGUAAUGGCUAUGAUUAUCAUUUGAUUUACAAAUACAACUGAGUGACAUUAGAUUUUAAUAACAAAUUUAACUUGAAAAAAUUGUUAACAGUGAUUAAAAAAACAGGUACCAUGUUCAAUGCUUUUGCACCAAGUAUUUGACAAGUUGUCUAUUUUUUAAUACAUGUAGAAUGUGAACCAUAUUCAUUCUAAUUUUUCAAAUUAUAUGUUGUGGAAAAUAUUCCUUGAAGGUGUGAGACUUUAAAAUUUUUCUCUCCUUUAGUACUGUUUUUAUUCUUCUGUUUCUUAUUUGGCCUUUUGCAUUGAUAGCAAACUGAUAAUUUAUAAUACUAGCCGAAAUUGUCUUCUCUUUCAAACCAGAUCCAUAUAUAUAUAUAUGGCCUGUUGAUUCUCUGAGGAAAUGCAUAAUCUGUGAAUUCUCAGACAACAAAACGGGCAACUGGCAAUGCUCAUAACAUAUUCCAAUUUUUAUUGGAAUUUUCUAUGGAAUGUUGUUAUUACAUUAAAGCCAUGUAAGGUGAAGCUUUGAUAAUUUCUUACUUUUUAACUUAUAGUAAAUUCUAUCUAAUAUUCAAACAUUUUUGUAUUCCACAUGAAAAAUGCUAAGUUACACUGCAGGCAUUUAGAAAGUAUUGACUGGAGGGGUUGAAUUCCUUAAGAAUUUCUUUUUCAGUAUAAAUCAUAAGUGCUUUUCUCAAUUGACUUAAACUUCUAAAAUAGUAAGCUGAAUAUUUUUAUUGUAAAUUUACCAUAAAUCCUUUGGACUUUGUUUUCUUUUUCCCUUGCUAUAGCUCAUUUUAAAAUGGAAUUAGUGUUCAUAGAUGACCUAAUCUUCUCUUGAGAAAUAAAUAAAAUACCUUGUGUUUCUAGUGGCUGUAGUACCUGAAAAAAAGGAUCCCUAGAGCCAGAAACAGUUAAGUUUUCUUGUCACAAGUUUGGGUAAAAAAAAAGAAUCUAAAAGCAUUAAUGUUUGAAGAUUUAGAUUUUCUACUGGGACCCUUGAAACUUGGAAGAAAUUCAACCAGAAUAUCUACAUUAAAGUAUAAUCUUGUGUGGUAGGAAGAUGGACUAGUUGACCAAGAAUUCUUGUCACCUUAUACCUUGUGUGAUUUUUUUUCCCCAAGCCAUUUUUUUAAUUUUAAAUGUGUUUUGAGGUAUGUGAACAUUAAUUAUAAUGUAAAACUAUUAUACAACUGUCUUUGUGACUUUAUAGGCAGGCACAUUUUGCUAUUACUAUUGAAUACAAAUGAUGACAAUUUAUUUAUGACCAUGCAAACAGCAUUAGUGACGUUUUAUGAUAAAAGUUUAAAACAUCCAUCUUGGAUGUUAAUUUUAAAGAUGUAAAUUAUGUUAUUUAAAUUUUUCCAGGCAUUGAAAAACUCUUAUCUGCUAAACAAUGUAAGAGUCCCACAGAGCUAUCUGUAAUUAUAAAAUUAUUGAAAAUGUCUUACAUAUCAUUGAGCCAUUUUCUCAAAAUAGAAGGUGAAAGGAAAAAAGUAAUUAUACAAGUAUCAGGUUUUUCUAACGAAACAGAAAGCCAAGAAAAAAUUCCCUCUACAUUUAAAAAAAGGCACUGAUGAAGUCUUUUCCGGCAUGUCUAAACUUUAAAUGAGAAUUUCUUCAACCAUCUCCUGUUCACAACCAGUUGUAUAACAGAAAUACUCGAUGCUGUUUUCCUCCCAGUGUGUGAAGUAAUGAAUCAUUAUGUGACUUGUUAUGUAUUCUAUUAAACACUAAAGAAUAAAAUAUUCACUCCUUUAAUUACU
Messenger RNA from Hipposideros armiger (great roundleaf bat), 7835 nucleotides. It is a transcript of the gene KCTD12, whose product is annotated as potassium channel tetramerization domain containing 12. Gene Ontology annotation, molecular function: protein binding. The record is from RefSeq and is a predicted model, not a curated record. Bases 1937 to 2914 code for a protein of 325 amino acids. Gene Ontology annotation, cellular component: signaling receptor complex; presynaptic membrane; postsynaptic membrane. NCBI's taxonomy places the organism in Eukaryota, Metazoa, Chordata, Mammalia, Chiroptera, Hipposideridae. Gene Ontology annotation, biological process: protein homooligomerization; regulation of G protein-coupled receptor signaling pathway. The transcript has a single exon.